UGCAGCCAUUUUGCAGCAAUUUCAGGACAGUAGGACUGGGCCAGCAGUUUCCGUCCAGGCCAACAGCUCAGAGAGAAAUAGUGCAGAAUUAUGGCGGAGACAACAACGAGAUAUAUUACCAUUCAGAAAGGUCAAAAGUUUCCUCAGUUGGAGAAAUGCACAAAAUGCUGCCACAAUUCUCACUGUCCCCUUUGUAUGGCCAGUACAUUUAAGCCCUGCAAAGUCAACAAAGUCAAGUUGCACUUGAAAUGCCACCUUAACAAAGCAGUUGUCCAUGGAGAUUUCACUAUUCACAGAUGUGGACUGGGCUGUAGAGCAUCACUCCAUUACCACUGUAUGUACUGUCCAACAACAAUUCUUAGGAGAGGUGAUUUUAAAAAUCAUUUACAAGUCUGUAAGCAUAAUCCAAACUCAGAAUCAGCCACAAAAAUGCUGUCAAGCAACAGUGCGUCAGUGACCGCUCCAACAGUUAUGAACACACCAUCAAUCAUCGAUACAGCACAGACAGUUUCUUCAGUCACAUACACACCGUCAACCUCCAGUGCAGAUAUGACUGCUCUGACAAUCACACCCACCGCGACAGGAAAGUUUCGCGUGCGGCCUGUUAUUAAAAAAAAUUGUCCAUCGUGCAAUGUGCUCAUCAAUAAAAACAACCUAGUAAAACACAUGGAGCGCAAACACGCAGAUCAGUCUGAAUUAGACAUUGGUGAGACAUUUCAGCUUACAAGCCAAUGUAUAGAUGAGAUAAAUGGGAUAUUCGUAGUUCUCAAAGUCGUGAAAGGCCACGGCGUCCUGCUACACGUACAAUGCCAGACGUUGGGCGAAAACAGCAGAGUCCUCUGCGAAUCGAAAGCGUGCCAGAUUAACAUAGAUGUCGCGCAGAGGAGCGGCAUCACAUCGUACCAGUGCAUGCAUAUCAGUGCAGCGAGCUUUUGCAAGUCUUUGGUGGAACAAGUCUCACUGAAGGAAGACGUUUUAACAGAGAUGGUCAGAGGAAAAUGGUUCAGCAAGAAAAAGAAUGCCUCGCUCUGCAGCAGCUUACCAAUAGUAGCUGCCAUUUGA
Messenger RNA from Carassius carassius (crucian carp), 1062 nucleotides. RefSeq lists its product as uncharacterized. The coding region runs from base 91 to 1062 and encodes 323 amino acids. The record is from RefSeq and is a predicted model, not a curated record. NCBI's taxonomy places the organism in Eukaryota, Metazoa, Chordata, Actinopteri, Cypriniformes, Cyprinidae. The transcript has 4 exons.